Messenger RNA from Zea mays, 6423 nucleotides. RefSeq lists its product as uncharacterized. NCBI's taxonomy places the organism in Eukaryota, Viridiplantae, Streptophyta, Magnoliopsida, Poales, Poaceae. The record is from RefSeq and is a predicted model, not a curated record. The transcript has 4 exons. The coding region runs from base 3081 to 6170 and encodes 1029 amino acids.
AAUGUAGCUGCAUUGAAAUUGAGUAAUUUUUGAGACUUUUGCUAUAUCUAUUAAAUAAAAAAUUUAAUGCAUAAAUCAAUUUUACCUUAUUUUUUUAAUUCUCAUUCCAUCUCGAUCCUAAUUAAAUCAGCCAAACACUAUCUAUUCUCAGUCUGAUUAAUCACACGCAACCAACUAAACGUACUAAAUUGCAUGCCUAUCUCAAGAGAAAAUGUUUUACUAGACAUGAGCCAGGAUGGAUCAUUCGACCAAUCAAGCUCCAUAAAUAUCAGAACGAUUACUUUGGUUAAGGUCUAAUACAAAACUAAUGCAAGCAUUCUUUAUCACGCCUCUGCUCUCGCCGCCCCCUACGUUGCUCCAUUGUUUCCUUUCCUUCACCUGCAUCGCACAGCGCUCCCACCCUUCGGCCGCUCUCGCGUCGGGCAGGGCUCGGGAGUCGGGACUCCUCGCACGCAUUGGAGACUUGGAGGCCGUCGGGACUCCAUAUCGGCAUUGACGUCCUCCGCCACGAUUGUCCUGUUCACGAUUGUGUCCCUUUAUCCCACCGGUGCAAUCGCGGGUGGUUUUGUGUUUAGGGUUUAACAGUAACACUCCAGUGCGGAUUGCCUCCAAGGUGGGAUCUUGGCUUUUCAUCCCGUUCGCUCUAGUUCUUUGCACUUUUUUUGUUUGCAUCUUCUUUUAAAGAUUCUGAUAGCGGUAAUGCUUAUACUUAAUGAAGAUUCGAAUCAUUUGCAUUAUAUAUAACUUUUAUCUGUUGCGCUUUGAAAUUAGGUUUUUUCGCUUCCCUUUUUACUCCCAAUAAAACUUGCAUUAUUUCUACCUUUUAUUUAUUGCACUCUUAAAUUGAGUUUUUUCGCUUCCCUUUUUACUCCCCGUAAAAUCGUCGUUCUUGCAUUCUACUACUACUUCAUUUUCUCUCUAUUAAUGUGCAUUUAUUUGCACCAUCGAUGAUCGAUUAUUACUUUGGGUUUUAGUCCUCCCUCCUGUUUGGCUCUCUGAGUUCUUUCCGGAGGUUGAUUGGUGUCACGAGUCACGUGAACAGCAUCGCCUAUCUGAUCAUCGUGUGAAUUGUGAUAUUCUAUGGAUCUCAGAUUGAUCUGUGACGCCGAUGACCUGAGUACCGGGCGAACUCCACACAUCCACACCGGCUGUGGGGACGACAAGGUACUGCUCUUCUCUCCGUUGUUCCAUGCAUGGACUGCUCCAGACCAGCAUUAUUUCAGUCUGUUGCCAUCUAUGGCCGUCUCCACCUGCCGGCCUCAGUGCCUUCACUCGUAAAUCGGGCACUUUCUGUUUGGGAUCAAUUGUCAAGUUCAUGUUAGUUUUACAAAGAUUGGAAGUUUGGGCGUUCUGCGGGAUGCUGUACUCUGUUUGGUCGGUGGUCGCAAAGACCAGUUGUGUCCUUUUUAUUGCUCAACUAACAUUUUGAUUUUUUGGGCCCCCCUUGAUACGAUGCAACACUUUCUUUCCUUGUCAAAUGUAUAAGGAAAGAUUAGAGACUCAAUUUGAUCGUGUCACAUUUUUCUACAGUUCUAUAUCUGGAGGGAGUUGCUUUUGCCUUGUUUGCAGUAUUAUUGUGCACAUAUUUGUGGAUACCAUUUUUUUUCUUAGGGGCUAGUUUGAGAGUCACAAAACCGGACGGGAUUAGAGGACCUGCCCCUCUAAUCCCCUACGGGCUAGUUUGGGAGUCACAAACCCGGAGAGGAUUAGAGGGGCGCCUAGAUGUGAAAGUAGUACUCUGAUCAUGUGUUUUUUUACCACAAGAUUCACAUCUAUCAAAUACUUAGCAAGUGGAACACAUGAUCUUAAUAGAAUUCUAACUCCAAAUUCAAGAAUUUCAACUCCAAAAUCAUGUUGUUUCGCUUAUUUAUUUACCAUCCAAAAAUGAUGGUAGUAUUCAAUUCAAGUCUUUUGCAAAUAUAUAUUACUCGCAAAUUUGCAAAAAAAAGGAUCUCUAAGCAAUGUGAGGAUUGCUAUAAAUUAUAUGCUACCAGACAAAUUUUCACACCAAAAUUCAUCAUACACCAUGAGAAACAACUAUAUAUUACAUGUGGGGCUACCAGACUUUCUUUCAAGAGAAAAAAAAUCUUUCAAUAAGGUUUAUCUGUGAUUUAUCUCAUUACUGCAUGUAACAGAGUUUGAGUAUUGACCUAAACUUUUAGCAUAUGAUGAUGAUGACUUGAUUGCACUGCUUACAGUUUUAAAUCUUUUCUUGUUGAUUUGAAAUCAUACUGAAAGGGCAAAAGGGGAAGCAUGGUAGUUGGCGCAGGCUUGCAGUAGAUAUGGACUUUGUAUCUACCAUCAUAUUGAUUCAGAUGCCUUUUAAUUACUAAAGAAGCACGGAUGAUUGCAGGACUUAUGGAUAUAUUAUUACUGUCAAUGCGUAUUAGGCAACCAGAAACAAAAGUUACAUAUGCGUACAUGUCAAGUUUUGCAUUUAUUUGUUUUCUUACAUCAUACUCAAGUUGUUCUAAAAUAUAAUCUAUAUAGUUUCUGUUUUUGCCAAUUUUCUUUUCCUUCAAAAUAUAAGGUUUUCAUGCAGUUUGGAUUGUCCUCUUAUUUUCCAUCACCAAUCUAUCUCUUCUGUUUCGACAUUUGAGUUAACACAACAUAACUAUUCUUUCCCUUCUUGCCAAGACAUUAGCAUCACAUAUAUACUAUCUAUUCCUCUACCAUUUUCUUGGCUCCAUAAGCUCCUUAUUCUCUGCAACCAGCGAUGUAUGCCCUAUAAAGGAAAUGUAUGGACUCUCUUUCAGCGAGAUACCAGAUAUUACAGUUCAGUUUUUUACUGGAGACUCUACCAUUCAAUUCCAUUUAUUAUUAUUUUUAUAUGACGAAAGUAUAGGACCUGAUGCUAUCAUGUACUGAUAUUUGAAGGAUGAUUUAGGGAGUAUGAACUAAAGUGGUCCUUGGCCUUAUUAAGGGACAGGUUGCAAGAUUCAACCAAUUAUUCUGUAUGAGUAUUGUUGCUAGGAAGCAUGUGAGAAGGUAAUAAGGAUUCAAACCACCUUCUCAGUUCAUCUGUGAUAUUUGAGCUGGCAUGUCAGUGUCCUCUUCAUUCAAGUGCGGCUGGAUAACAAAUGGAUUCAAAAAGGCUAUCGUUGUCAUCAGUACAUGGAGAUUUUUUGGGACAAACAUCACAAAGUCAUUCAUGCUCCGAGAAGUAUGAGUGGAGAAACUUAAUCUUUCAUCAAAGUGAUAAAGCAACAAGGGAUCAAUGUGAUCAUGUUGCAACCCGGCACUUACCUCUGCAUAUGCCUCGCAGGUUGGGGCCAUCACCUGGUCAUGGACAUUCCUCUGAGAUUUAUGGCCCUGGAGAUGGAGUAGGUGGAUGCCAUCUAUCUUGCUGUUCUUAUGGUGGACACCGUGGUAAAUAUCAUGCUUGCCACAACCAUUCAUCGGAAUGGGCCAGGCACAACAUUUCACCUGAACCUGGUCCUAUCAGAUCUUACUGGAUAACGAAAAGGACUUCCUCCGAUCAUGUUUCUCAUUGUGCAAAAGGAUCUGACAGACAGAUACGCCCAGCAGGAGGUUAUAGGAAGAAUUAUUCUGCUAACCAGGGGAGUGGCAGUCAGAACAGACCGUAUCAUGAUGAUAGAUAUCUACCAACUAAAUUCCUGGAUGACCGUUUUCCUGAGAUAGAUGCUGCAAAACAUCAGUCUUACUUAUGCGAUUUUCAAUCUUCAAGUAAGCAUAUUCCUGUUCACCCCUCACAUGGUCAAUCAUGUCAAAGGGAUGAAGUAGCAAAAGCUCACCCCAAGAGACCAGUUAAUCGAUUUCGUCCCAUCCACCAUAAGCAACUUGAGCGCUGUCCCAAUGAAGAUUUUCAUGAUUGCUUUGAUAGCAGUCAGAAAUUCAGAAAUGCUUAUAAUGACAAGGUAGUAAAAAGGAAAUUUAUAAAACAAGAUUUCCUUGGAAACACUUACAAUGGUGCUUGUGUUGGUAAAUAUGAUAGAAACAGUUGCAGGAAAAGGAAUGCAGAUCAUUUUGGUGGAGAGAAAACCAGGAAGAAUGACGCAAAUAAGGACAGGUCUAAAAGGCUUCGCUGCCCCCUUGAGCAGGACCAACGGCAACAGGUUGAGUGCAACGAGAUGAGAAAUGAUAGUCGGGAGGGAAAUGUUGAAAUGACCAGGUUAGUGUGUCAAGAUGGAGCAAAACGGAACUUCAACCAAAAGAAGAAUGCUACAGCUCCUGCUUCUAGUGACUCAACAAAGUGUGAUGGGAAAAAUAUAUUAAGUCCCAAGUGCAGCAAAACUAUUGCUUCAUCACACACACCAAAUUUGAGCGAAGGAAGUGAUGACAUGGAUCCAAAAUCUGACAACUACGUUGAUGGUUGCACUGAAAGAGGUAUACUGCAGCAUAUUCCAGUCACCCAUACAGAGAGGAAUAUACAACUGAAAAUAUCAGAUAAUUUUACUCAGUCUGAGGCGUUUCGCCGAGAUUGUUUAAUCCUGUGGAGAGAAAGACAAUUAAGAAAGGAUAGUGCUGCUAAGGCUGAUAACAUUGUGAAAACUGACCAACAACAGACUGCACAAAGAAGCAAGAUGUCAACUGGAAGAAGAGUGGGGAGUGGAGGAUCUGCUGCGUCUUCUUGCUCAAAAAGCGAUAAUAAAGACGACUCUGCUCCAGAGUGUUCUGACCAAUUUAGUGGUGCAACAUCAUCUGAUAAACUACAAAAGUUUGGUGAAGGAAGAGCUAACAAAAAGUUAGAGCAGACCAUCAAAUUCCCCAGUAACAGUAAAUGCAACAAAAGGCCUCAAGACGCAACAGCUGAGAAAGUACUGAAGUGUAGUCUCAAGCUUCUGUCAGAAGCAGAUCCUCUUGAAAUUGCACAACCUAAAGGAAAGGAAAAACUUGUUGACAGGAGGCAGGUAUCAACCGAACAUCAAGAUGCCAAGACACAUAGUAGUUUGAAUGGUUGUUCUGACACUUGUAAGGUGGAUCAAGCAGCUAUUUCACACUGUCAUAAUAGUGCACAUCAGAAUAUUUUUCAACAGGAGAAAAAUAGUGCUGUUUCGGAUGCAAGAAGGGAAGAGAAACCAGGUGUAAAAUGUGAAAAGAAAGCAGCAGGCCAUGGUGCCAAACUGGCUGAACAAUCUACUGGUCUGUAUAGUGACCCAAUAUCACUGGACAAAGAGACUGUUGUUAGUUGUUCAAAGCAUGGCACUUCGAAGGUAAAUGCACUAAAGGUUCCAGAUCAUGAGAUUGAGAGUACUUCACUCGAUGGGUCAAUGCUGCCUCGAGGAACUGUAGUAGACAUGUGCCUAAGGAAGUCCAUCAACCGGUCUAGUGAAAGUUACUGCAUAGAUUUCAAAGAUUGUUUAGAUGGAAAUGAUUGUAGAGACAGCCAACAAGAAACCACGCAUGACAAUGUUUUAAGGAAGAAGCAAGAAUGUUCCCUGUUGCCAGAGACUAAAGAUGAGUUGAACGGGAAAGCUAGAAAGGAGGAUUGUGAACCCCAAGCCCGUAGGGUUGAGAUCGAAUCAAAUCAACGGAUAACAACAGAGGAUUGUGCCUCUGAUACAAUACUUUCUGGCUCUGCUAAACAAGAUGACCGGAUCCGAUGUUCUUCAAUACCAGACUUAAAUUGCUUGCCUAGUAUGAGCAGCGAUGAGGAUUUUAUGGCACCACCUGAGGAACCGGUUUGCCAGGUAAGUGUAGACAGUUUCAAACCUCAGAGCAUUUCUAAGAGUCUUUCAGCUUCAUUAACUGGACACACUCCAAAGAGAGAACUGUUCAAGCAAGUAGAGGGGAAACAGUGCGAUCGAGCUGAGGAAACCAACCAAAUCGCCAGGGAAGUUUGCAAAGACGGUACCUCUGAAGCAGCAACUCAGUUGCAGAUCUCGGAAUCAAAUACUGGUCCUCCGCAACUAAGAACAGCCGAAGAAAGUAGCACCCCAAUGAACGCACUCAAGAGCGCCUUGUACGAAUUCGUCAAAGGCUGUGUAAGACCUCUGUGGGAAGACGGGCUGCUGUCCCGCGAGGUCCACAAAUUUGUCGUGAAGAAGGCCGUGGAUAAAGUGCUAGACGUCUGGGCUCACUCGACGGAGAUAAACGUCCCAAGAAUCUUGUCCGAUGAAGCUGAAGGUAUAAGGACCCUUGUUAAGGACUACCUAAAGAUAUACGUGGGAAGUGAAGCCCUUAGGAAAAGCAUCCCCACAAGUUCUUGAGCAAGGUGAAACACGAUGUAGAUGUUUCCCCAUUUUCUGUACCUUCGUAGUCUCUUUCGUAGUUUGUGUAGGUAGCUCUGCACAGGUAGUCAGGUAGGAUGUGAAGUUUACAAGGUGAUGGAUAUUGACAGAUUGAACGCUGACAAAGUUUAACCAUCUUGGAACCCUGUCCUAGUAGUUGGUUGGGAAAAAAAUGCUUUUUUGCUCUGUGAGUGCGCAUCUGUUUACUCGGCUUUCGGCCGGUGAUGCGUCA